GAUUGUGGGCGAUAGCGCUGUGUGGAAUAGCGGACGUGUGUGUUGGACUGUGGAAACAGAGCUGUUGUGUGCUUCCUUGGGUGAGAGCGUGGUGUGCUAUUUAAAGACAGUCGGGGGGACCGGAACAGGAGUUGCAUUGCAUUCGGGCAUCGCAUUCGUGCGGCUGUGGUUAUGCACAUUUUUAGCUUUAAAGUAAGCAAACUAUUACACAGCCUUGAUCAAGGCUAUGUACAGCUUGAGUGAUGGACGAAAUCAACGCCCUCUCUUGGGAACCAUUUAUCCAGCAGUUUGGUAACGUUGUUGAGCAUGGACGGAUUGUAGCAGGUGCUAUAUGGGGGCUGCGACCAUUUGCUGAUACUAAAGCACUACAUGAAGCCGUUUGUGAGUUCAUGGACUCUCUACCCCCAAAUGGCAAAGAAUCGAUUCUGCGAUGUUACCCUGACCCCGCUGGACGUCUAGCCCAAGCUAAUCAACUCUCAUCUGAGUCUGCUCAAGAACAGAGCAGUGCAGGCUUACUAAACCUCAGCCAAGAAGAAUCCAAUCUCAUUGCAGACAUGAACACACGGUAUAAAGAAAAGUUCAACUUCCCUUUUGUCAUUUGUGCGAGGGAAAACAAAAAAGUUGUUAUUAUUGCUGAACUGAAAUCCAGAAUUCACAACUCCAAGGAUGCAGAGCUUGAAAAAGGUAUCAAUGAAGUAAAAAAGAUUGCCUGGUAUAGGAUUGUAGAUGCCACUGCAAUGGAAUCAAAAUCAGCCAUUUCAAAAAUGUAACUGUAAAUCUUGACUUAGAGCUACAUAUUUUAUAAGAAGUUGUGUUGUAUGGGAUAUUGCUUGAUUUGUGUCUUCAUUCAUUCAGGCUUUAAAAACGUCAAAAACACAUAGCAGCAACAAAAUACUUGAAAUGUUUAUUUAACAGAAGAGACUUACCAAAAUACAAAGAACAAAUAGGAGCCAAAAAGCUACUAAAUCACUAUCCAAAAGAACAAUUUCUCAAAGUGUACAAAAUAAAUACAAGUAACUUGCAUCUUUAAUAAGUAAACUUGCAUCUUUAAUAAGAACUUAGGUAAAAGAUGUCCUCCAAUAAAUGAAGUAGAGUUUAUGAUUUAAUCCCGGCUGAGUGCAGCCCACUGGUUAGUUAAUGUAUUCAGUCGAUCCGUUUUGCAUUUUGUUCAUUCCUUUUUUUAAUAACUUUAUUGAUUUGUUUAAAGGGUUUGGGUACUUGUUUUAGGACACAAAACACAUUCCCAAUGCCCAUAGAUAUGAUUACCAUCAAACUUACACACCCAUGGUUUGAAGAUAAGGAUGGUAGAAAGCUUUCCUUAAAGUAUUUUAUGGGAAGCUUUCUGCUAUCAUUGUCUUCAAACUGUAGACAUUGUGCAAGAAUUACCUAAAUGCACUGGACACCAUUGGUAAUCACUCAAAA
This is a messenger RNA of Asterias rubens (European starfish), 1422 nucleotides long. RefSeq names its product 2-oxo-4-hydroxy-4-carboxy-5-ureidoimidazoline decarboxylase-like. The record is from RefSeq and is a predicted model, not a curated record. NCBI's taxonomy places the organism in Eukaryota, Metazoa, Echinodermata, Asteroidea, Forcipulatida, Asteriidae. The coding region runs from base 243 to 770 and encodes 175 amino acids. Gene Ontology annotation, molecular function: carboxy-lyase activity. The transcript has 2 exons. Gene Ontology annotation, biological process: allantoin metabolic process.